Molecule: messenger RNA, 2720 nt
Organism: Exophiala dermatitidis NIH/UT8656
Lineage: Eukaryota; Fungi; Ascomycota; Eurotiomycetes; Chaetothyriales; Herpotrichiellaceae
Product: GATA-binding protein
Exons: 3
Coding region: 1490-2359 (289 amino acids)
Biological process (GO): positive regulation of transcription by RNA polymerase II; negative regulation of transcription by RNA polymerase II
Molecular function (GO): RNA polymerase II cis-regulatory region sequence-specific DNA binding; zinc ion binding; DNA-binding transcription factor activity, RNA polymerase II-specific
Source: RefSeq, a predicted model, not a curated record
GUUCGAGCCUGAUAACCAGUUAUACUGAUUUAUGUUCAUGUCGCCUUCAGGAAUUUUGAACGUUGUACUAGUCAUGAUAUCAGUCGUGGGCACACCAAUGCAUGACCAGAUAUCCAACUGGCCUGGCAAACUGGGCCCCGGAUUGCUCUAACUCUUGUACAACGUCAGGAAGUCCACAUAUCGACAGACGCGUCUCAGCUUAACCACGGCGCAAUUAGACAUCGCCACUUAGCCUGACGGGCGGGACCAAUAUUCUCCUUGCCCUAGGAUGAAUCCGUAUUGGGUACAAGCAAAACCCGCGGACUUCCCGCCUAUCGAUACUCGAUACUCGAUACUCGAUAACCGUUCUCUGUACCCUCACUGAUCAGUCUUGCGAGACGUCCACUCCUUUCUAAAAGUGCCUUGUAAUUGUUUCUUCUUUUCGCGCCUGGUUGUCGGCGGCAUUCUUUUUCUGCAUCAGCUUGAUAUAAUUCUGUUCUUCGACUCACAAUAAUCACCUCCGCCCGCUUCAUCUUUCCGCUGAGACCACGGUCAGGUCUCGAAGACAUCGAACACGGCUUCCGCAGUCGCUCCCCCGCUCUUCCGGGCACCGCCCUUUGACCCUUCAUACCGACCACCGUCCACGCCAGUACACGACUCGAGGCUUCGAGAAUAUCACCCGUCGAGCAGGGAUUACCAGCGAGCGCCUUCGCCCCUACCGCAGUCGGGGGGCUUCGGCGGGAACAUUACACGACCGUCCUCGACCAGUCUCCCUGGGACGGGCGAUCUCUUCUUGCGCGGCCACGAAAUUCCCCCACGAAGUUCGAGUGACAAUGCUGGCAGACAAUACCACUCAGAGCCACGACCAGCCUUGCCAGGCCUGGCGACACUGACGUCGCUCGCCGGGUCCGCCCCGCCGAUCAGGGUCUUCUCAGGCAGCUAUGCAUCACCAACGCCUAUGGGUUAUAACAGCAUGAUGGCAGCGGUUCCGACACCCGGGAUCGCAGGGAAUACACCGGUACGUAUAGUCAUUUCCACGAACACUGUGAGAUGGAGGAUCCCCUUGCGAUGAAAUACCUGUGGUUAAAGACACCGUUCCGUUUCUACCUGCCACUUCAAUCACAAGUCAUACGGUAUCUGCCAGCGGCAGUGGACUCUCGGAACGUCGAAGCGCAGUUGAGCGCCAAGCCACAGUCACGAGACCAGCGUUGAAUUCGAUUUGGAAGUCCAGCCUGAGUCAGCCACGAAUCGGUCAGCCACACAGGCACUGCGCUGCACGCUGAUUGACCCAGCCGCGGAUCAUAAUUCGGGCUGCUUAUCUUUUAUCGCACGCAUUGGCCGUCCAUGUCCGCAGCUUCAACUUCUCGCACUUCUUUAUCUUAUCGCUGUGUCUGGCCCUUUGCAAUCGCAAUCGCAUAUCGGAGUCGUUACCUUAUCACUAUAUCACAAUCGAUAACUGAUUCCUCCCUUACUUUUUGUCCCUUCUUCUCUCCCGCCACGCCAGCCAACCAUGGCUGCAUCGUUGACUGGGACUGACCAUAAUCUACCCUUUUCACAGCCUGUAUGUCAAAAUUGUCAGACUUCUACUACGCCGUUAUGGCGACGCGACGAAGCCGGUUCUGUUCUUUGCAACGCCUGCGGACUUUUCCUCAAACUUCACGGCCGCCCUCGGCCGAUCAGUCUCAAGACGGAUGUCAUCAAGAGUCGCAAUCGAGUCAAGACAUCCAAUCAAGGUCCUAAAAAGAAGUUGGACCAAAAUGGCCUUCCUGCCCACAAUGGCCUUCCGGCCGCACAGUCGGAUCUUACCACACCCCCAAAUGGGACCAAUGCGCACCGGCGCGUCUCACAGAUGGCCGCUUCGGUAGCCUCUGAUCGGUCGCAUUCACCCAUCUCACGGACAGGAACGCCCGGUGCCCAUCAUGAUCCUAACAUCGCACCACAACACCUGUUCGACGGCGUAGCUGCUACAACUGAUCAUCAUUUCACCAACGGCUCUCCUUCCCUUCCCCCCAUCAACCAACCCUCGCCGAACGCCGCCUCGCUCAACAACGAGCGACAUCCUGAACAACCCAUGACCUAUGAGCAGCUUGUGGCUGCCAACACCAACCUUCGAACCCGAGUGUCGGAACUGGAAGUCAUCACGAUGGUAUAUUCCGACAACGAGAAUAACAUUCGCAAGGAGCGCGACAGAGCCAUUCGAGAACGAGAUGAGUUGAAGCGGAAAGUGGAGGAGUUACAGAUGCAGUUAAAAGCAGUCAAUGACCGGGGUCAAGAGCGAGAGCGGGAGCAGCAGCAGGAGGACCAGGAGCAGAAACAUGAACAAGAAGAGCAGCGACCUACCAAAAAGCCUCGUUUGUCGUCGAACGAACCGCAAGGAUGAAUGAGUGACAUGAUGGUUUGCGAUGGACCGAAUAAUUGUAUGGUCAUCGCCAUGAUACCCAGGUGCAGGAUUAUUUCGGUGUUGUUAUGGAACUUGAAGUGAAUGGUACGGCGUGCCAGAGUGUAAUACUUAAUAUGGCCAUGAAAUGAUUUGUGCCCGGCGUGGAUAGUUCGGCGAAUGCACAAACAAAAGGUACAACAGGUAGCAAUUGGAUGACAGCGGUUCCACCAGCAUACCUCUGCCUUCUUGUCCGGACAAAGUUGUCAUAAUACUCUGUAGCGCCGCGUUCGGUGCUGGUGUUUGUCACCAGCUGGAGCACUUGAAUGAUAGCUAGGCAUGGUCUCCAAGAGUUGCUCUAAUC